This is a messenger RNA of Otolemur garnettii (small-eared galago), 1201 nucleotides long. RefSeq names its product cyclin dependent kinase 2 associated protein 1 (gene CDK2AP1). NCBI's taxonomy places the organism in Eukaryota, Metazoa, Chordata, Mammalia, Primates, Galagidae. Gene Ontology annotation, cellular component: cytoplasm; nucleus. The transcript has 3 exons. The record is from RefSeq and is a predicted model, not a curated record. The coding region runs from base 125 to 451 and encodes 108 amino acids.
CCAUUUAAACUGGAGGUCAAGUCUGUCCUGUGGGGCCAGAAGACCACAGUUGGUGGCAUGGGUCUUGGGCAGGGCACUGUUGUAGGACUCAGUAUCCUCACCUUGGGCACAGCCAGCCCAGUCCAUGACACUCCUGAUCUUUUUCUCCUAUCCUAUAGCUGGGAGCGUCCACUCGCCUUCUACCAGCAUGGCAACCUCCUCACAGUACCGACAGUUGCUGAGUGACUACGGGCCACCAUCUCUAGGCUACACCCAGGGAACUGGGAAUAGCCAGGUGCCUCAAAGCAAGUAUGCAGAGCUGCUGGCCAUCAUUGAAGAGCUGGGGAAAGAGAUCAGACCCACCUAUGCAGGGAGCAAGAGUGCAAUGGAACGGCUGAAGCGUGGCAUCAUUCAUGCUAGAGGAUUGGUUCGGGAGUGCUUGGCUGAAACGGAACGGAAUGCCAGAUCCUAGCCGCUUUUUUGAUUUUGACGGUUUUCCAUCUUUUUACAAGAUGAAAAGUUGCAGUUCAUCUCUCCUGUUCAAAUGAAACUUUUGUUUUCAAAAUGAUAGUUUGUUUUUUCCUCCCAUGGUUCACUUAACUCUGAACCUGCAGUCUCAAAGAUUGCGAAAAUAUUUUGCGGUUAAUUAGGAUUUACAUUUUAAGUAGUUAGGAACCACUUUGGAUUUUUUUUUUUUAAGCAUUGAUUUAAAAGUUGCACGUGAAGUUAUCUUACAGCAAACUAGUUUGCCCCCAAGACACCCUGGUCUUCUUUUAAUCUUCUCUUUUGAAUACAUUUCUGUUUACCCACGUUGUUAUUUGUUCCUUUUCAUAAACUGAUGGCAGCUCUAGGGAUUGUUUUAAUGCACACUGACAGCACGCUCUCCUUAGCUGGUCCCUGUUUGCCAUACAGUGUAGAUUCUGCUUAAUGUAACUUCCUUUAUGCUUAAGCAUUUGCAUGACUAUUAGUGCUUUGAAGUCAGUUUUAAAAAUGCACAAGUUAUAAAUACAGAAGAAAGAGCAACCUACCAAACCUAAUAAGGACCCCCGAAAAUUUUCAUACUAAGACUGUAAGUAGAUUUCAGUUCUGCAUUUACUGUAAGUUGAUAAAAACAUCUGGAAGAAAAGGACUAAAACUGUUUGCAUCUUUGUAUGUAUUUAUUACUUGAUGUAAUAAAGCUUAUUUUCAUUAACAAUUUGAGUUAAAAUGUGUGUUCCUUGAA